AUGACUCCAAAGAAGAGAUAUGUGCGGAGCAAUUCCGUCAAGUUAAAAGAAUUGAAGAGGCGGAUGGCCACGAUACUAGGUUCAGCGGAACAAAUCAAAGUAUUCGAGGCCAAUUACACGGCCGACCAAGCAAAUCAACUAGCAAUUAGAAUCGAAAUGCUUGAUGAGCUUUGGAAGCAGUACUCGGAGCGAAGGAAACCUGCACAGAACCACUACAACGAACAGCACAAGAUUAGAUCAGCUAACCGUGCAGCAGAAGACUCAUCGGGAGUUCUGGACACGUCGCGGGCAAAGACAGAGGUUUUCCUCGCAACCGCAAUCGUGCGGGUAGAAGAUCGUGACGGGACGAAUCACUUCGCGCGCGUGGUGUUAGAUAGUUGUUCUCAGUGCAAUUUUAUAUCGGAAGCGGUCGCCACCAAGUUACGAUUACGGCGGACCAAGACAAAUACGGAAGUCGCGGGAAUCGGUCCGGGUAAAGUGCGUGUUACGGAAUCGGUCACUGUGAAGCUUCGCUCGCGGACUCGCGCUUUCGAAACGUCGGUCGUUUGCCUCAUUAUUGCCAAAAUUCCGGCAAUUUUACCGAGCCAGAAUAUCGAUAUUCGCGACUGGCAGGUUCCGCGUGACGAAACUGUGUUUGGACAUAUCGUGUCAGGGAUGUACGCGGGGCGUGGAGCAAACCCAUCGCUGUGCAUAAUCAGCAGUGCCAGCGGGCUGGAUGCCAUCCUAGAGCGAUUCUGGCAAGUGGACGACUUUGACCGCGGUCGAGCGCUGUCGCUAGACGAUAGGUGGUGUGAGGAUCACUUUAAUCGCACGGUUUCGCGUCGGGAUGACGGGCGUUACGUGGUACGGUUGCCAAUUCGCGAAGAUCGAAGACCUUUUCUCGGUGACUCGCAUAAUCUAGCCCAGCGUCGGUUCCUGGCUAACGAGCGCAGAUUUGGAUACGACCAGCAGCUUCGCGACGACUACCUGCGAUUUAUGGACGAAUAUGCUGAACUCGGACACUUGGAACCGGGCUUACGCACAGGAAAUGCGGCGUACCGUCCAAGAUUUUUGGAAACGAUGGACUCGGGAUUACGUUCAUCAUUUGCAUCAACGUCCAAAAUGGCACCAAGGCACUCGAAACCCUCAGGUCGGCGAGUUAGUUUUGUUGAAACAAGAGAACCUUCCGCCGUUGCAAUGGAACAUCGGACGAAUAACCGCCACACAUCCGGGCAGAGACGGCAGGUGCAGGGUGGUCGACGUCCGCACCACAAGGGGAACUUACCGGCGUGCCGCAGCAGAAGUAUGCCGGCUGCCAAUCGAAACCGAGAGCAGCAAAUUAGAAAACCCAGCCCAGCACCAGAUGCAGCUCCCGACAAACCAGCCCGAACUGUAAAAUUGUCAGAAGCUCGGUUCAAGGAGACUGAUGAAGCAGAAAGUGAGUAA
Molecule: messenger RNA, 1425 nt
Organism: Culex quinquefasciatus (southern house mosquito)
Lineage: Eukaryota; Metazoa; Arthropoda; Insecta; Diptera; Culicidae
Exons: 4
Coding region: 1-1425 (474 amino acids)
Source: RefSeq, a predicted model, not a curated record